Molecule: messenger RNA, 960 nt
Organism: Coprinopsis cinerea okayama7#130
Lineage: Eukaryota; Fungi; Basidiomycota; Agaricomycetes; Agaricales; Psathyrellaceae
Product: STE/STE-Unique protein kinase
Exons: 5
Coding region: 1-960 (319 amino acids)
Biological process (GO): protein phosphorylation
Cellular component (GO): cytoplasm
Molecular function (GO): protein serine/threonine kinase activity; ATP binding
Source: RefSeq, a predicted model, not a curated record
AUGACCCACCUCGAUCCCCCCAUAACAUCGUCGACGAGGAGCGCCCAGAUUAAUCCGCCGCCCCUGGCCAUUCAAACCACAGAAUGGUCCGACGACAGGUUCGAGGAAGUAGAGAUAAUCGCCAGUAGAAACCGCCGUGUCGAAAAGGUCAGGGAUAAAGAGACUGGAGCUAUCGUCGUUCGAAAGAGCUUGUCGUACGAGCCAGGGAACGCCGCUUCAGGUCCUGGAGACGUGAUUGACGAGCUGAAGAGAUUCACACACCUUCGCCACACCAAUAUUAUUAUCAUCCAUGGGUGGUAUCUGUCGCGAUGGGGACUCCCGAGAGUCUUGAUGGAGUACUGCGAAGGAGGAUCGCUGGAGUCCAUUAACGAACGGAUCAUAGAGAAGAACGUCACUGUGGAAGAGCGGAUUGCAGGCCAAGUAGCUGAAGGGAUCCUGCAAGGCCUUUCAUAUCUAUUUUCACAAGAUUUAAUUCAUAACAGCCUAGAGCCAGCAAACAUCCUUUUCAGUAAAGGAGGCCUGGUUAAGCUUUCAGGGCAUCCCUGGGCUGAAAUAGUCCACCAGGGGGCGCACACAAGCCGUAGACUCUACUACAUGAGCCCAGAGCAAAUCCAAGGUCUGGCAACGUCGAGGGGUCCAUCCGAUAUUUGGUCUGCGGGGGUUGUCCUUCUCGAAUUUGUACAGAAGGAGUUCCCUUGGGGGAGCGACCUCUCCCCGGUAGAGAUCAUGAUGAACAUUGUUCAUGGUGAACCCCCGACUCUUGCAGAUAAAACUACAGAUGACGCUGUCUGGAGCAAUGACUUGAAGGACUUUCUCAAGCAGAUGCUCGUGAAUGCACCGUCUGGCAGAAAGACUGCCAUGGAACUGUUAGAGCACUCAUGGAUCAAGAGUGUUAUCGCUCAGGAGAAUGAGAUGGAGGCGUGGCUGGCACGAUUGUGGGACUGGCCUCAGGCUUCGUGA